Molecule: messenger RNA, 747 nt
Organism: Micropterus dolomieu (smallmouth bass)
Lineage: Eukaryota; Metazoa; Chordata; Actinopteri; Centrarchiformes; Centrarchidae
Product: phosphofurin acidic cluster sorting protein 1-like
Exons: 7
Biological process (GO): protein localization to plasma membrane
Molecular function (GO): transmembrane transporter binding
Source: RefSeq, a predicted model, not a curated record
UUACCCACAAUGCAACUCAACCACCAACCUUUAGGUCAGAGAUUUGGGUGUGUUUUGUUAGUAGCAGCUAACGUAGCCUUAGAGCUGCUGGCCUCAUGCAAAGAUGAGCGCCGAGCUACAGAAAACAGGCUCUUCAACUUGACUCUGAAGAAGCUGGUCAUGCUGAAGGAGCUGGAUAAAGACCUCACCUCUGUGGUCAUCGCCGUCAAACUGCAGGGCUCCAAGCGGAUCCUGCGCUCCAAUGAGAUCCUGCUGUCUUCAGCGGGGCCGACAGAGACCGACCUACAGCUCACCUUCUCCCUGCAGUACCCACACUUCCUGAAGAGGGACGCCAACAAGCUUCAGAUAAUGCUACAGCGACGGAAGCGAUACAAGAACCGGACCAUCCUGGGCUACAAGACCCUGGCCUUGGGACUCAUCAACAUGGCUGAGGUGAUGCAGCACCCCAGUGAGGGGGCCCAGGUCCUGGGGCUCCACAGCCAGCUGAAGGACGCCUCGGUGCCCGUCGCUGAGAUGCGAGUCUACUCCCUGUCCAGCCAGCCAAUCGACCACGAGGGACCUAAAGCAAAGAUGUCUGAUCGCUCUCCAGACAUCGACAACUACUCCGAAGAGGAGGAAGAGAGCUACUCAUCAGAACAGGAGGGCAGCGACGACCCUGUUCAUGGACAGUAUCUAUACGACGAAGAAGAGGAGGUGAGGAAGAAGAAGCCGAGGCGCAAGCUCCCUUCCAAUGCCGCCAUCACCAGA